Molecule: messenger RNA, 303 nt
Organism: Trichophyton rubrum CBS 118892
Lineage: Eukaryota; Fungi; Ascomycota; Eurotiomycetes; Onygenales; Arthrodermataceae
Exons: 2
Coding region: 1-303 (100 amino acids)
Source: RefSeq, a predicted model, not a curated record
AUGACUUUGCAACAGGCCUCCGUGGAACAGGAAUGGUACAGAGUCUUCAAGCCGGAACUAGACACCGCAGCCCCCGACCCUAUAGACCCGGUGAAUGCCAGUGGUAUGAGAUUUGAAACCAGAAGCAACUUUAUUGCAAGGGAAUCGGUACAUUUGCAUAACCUCCCACAAAUCGGAUGGGUUAAGAAGGCGGAUUUCGACUCAGGCAGGAUCAAAGCUCUUUUAGCGGGCCUACCAACACCGACAAAACAACAGGGUAAAAAUUUUGGGAGGUCGACCCAAUCACCAAGAAGCAUGAGGUAA